This is a messenger RNA of Suillus subaureus, 539 nucleotides long. RefSeq lists its product as uncharacterized. The transcript has 2 exons. NCBI's taxonomy places the organism in Eukaryota, Fungi, Basidiomycota, Agaricomycetes, Boletales, Suillaceae. The coding region runs from base 74 to 403 and encodes 109 amino acids. The record is from RefSeq and is a predicted model, not a curated record.
CCGUGACCUGCGACGACUCGGCCCAUUGACAGGAUCGACCAUUCAGGACUGUUUACGAGUAUUAAUAAAACUCAUGUGCUUUAUUUUGCAAGUUUUGUUCAUGUCUCUUGCCUCACGCUUGGUUAUCUCUCUCCAGAAAUCUUGGUGCGCCGCGUUGUCGCUGACAUCUGCUUGUAACUACUGCUCAUCGUUUCUGCAGAAUUCGAAUUCUAUUGGAGUUCGGAUACUCAGUGUUGCUGUCCAAAUUUUAUUAUACGUACAGAUGUUCGUGCUGGGACCACGCCUCAUCCUUAGCGUUCGAGAAUCUCACGUUAAAUUCGUGGCCAACUCCAACGCAGAAACUAGCAUGAAUUCGAUUGUCUUCCAGGAGCGUGUACAUGUACCGACUAGCAGUACUGUUUAGGAAAAUGUUUGCCAAGUGUUCUACAUGGAAAAGAUAUUUUGUCUAGGAUCCGUCGUAGUAUUUAUUUAAGUUGUGAUGUUUCAAAGUAUAUUCCAGACGAUGUUCAUGUAGACAAAGCCAUUUUUUGUUGUAUUAU